This is a messenger RNA of Pocillopora verrucosa, 1319 nucleotides long. NCBI's taxonomy places the organism in Eukaryota, Metazoa, Cnidaria, Anthozoa, Scleractinia, Pocilloporidae. The record is from RefSeq and is a predicted model, not a curated record.
UCGACUUCAGUCAAAGUAGUUGAUAUCGUUAGUUGACGGAAUUUACUUAAAGAUUAAGGAAGGCUAUUCAGCUUACAGAUGUGGGAACACGGGAAUGCACGACAAUAUUCGCUUUCUAAUUUGAUUCCUGGGCGUACCAGAAUGGCGUAUUCGACACUACGAAAUAUAAGCCUCUCUUGGCGAAGAGAUAGGCGUGAACGGCAAGACAAUUUUUCAGUUAUCUACCUCGGAAGCGUGCAGAUAUUGUGCCCUAUUGGCGAAGGAAUUUGCGGUUCUGUUGAGGAGAUAUUUGAGAACUGUAAGGCGAAACUGAAGCAGAAAUUGCUUCCAAAACAAACUUUACAGAUCAAGGACAAUUGCUUUGAACUUUGCUUUAACGAAGGCGAGGAUCAAGGUACGAAGAUUGUUUAUGAUUUCAGCCGAAUUAUUUAUUGCGGAGUUGACAGCAAACGGCGAAAGAUUCUGGUGUUCAAUUAUCAUCAUCUCGAGGGAGAAGAAAGCGAGGUUUUCUUAACGCAAGCGUUCUUGUGCGAGACAAAAAGUGAGGCGAAACGACUGGCGUGUACUGUGGCCGAAUAUUUCCAAAGCUUAAAAUGCGUUGACGCCCACGAAUACGACGGUGAUGAGAAUGGAAACCGUGCAGGAUUAGAACUGAACGAGAUAUCAGAAGGUCAAACGUGCGGCCAGGAUGAUGGAGGAAUUGUUAUAAAAUCCAAUUCUGAGAGUGAUAUCGAGUUGGAAUGAAUGUGAGCUGAUAUAACAAGGCACUUUUCAACCUAGGAGAUAAUUCCCUAUAACUAUGACCGAGGGAUGCCAAUUUCUCUCACGAUCUGAGAUAGCUUUAUAUAAUUUGAGUUCUUUACGACAAGAGAAUUUAUCAAGUAUGGUUGAACUUUUGAUCAGCUCAACGAGAUUAAGCAUUUGAUUUUCAGUUAUUCUUUGCGUCGGUAGCAGUGCAUACAAUAAAUUUUGCGCAAACACUAUUCUUGUAAAUAUGUAGAUUGGAUGACAAAGCGUAGGAUAUGUUUGCUUGUGUUGGUGUGGUAAAGCAUUCCUACGGAACGAGUAAAUUGUUAAAAAAAAAUUCCGAAGUGAAGGGUUUUCCGCUUCGGUACAGUUUAGGCCAUGGAGAAAACAGUGGCACAAACAAUUGCAUGUUACCUAUCAGUUGCAUUAUAGUUGUACUAGUGAGUCUGAUCCAUGUAUCAGUUGGCGAUAUCAUCGGCGAAAGCUUGCAAGCUUAUUUUCAACACUGUAGCUUGAGGCCUCACUGAUUUGAGACACUGAAUUACAGAGAAUUAAAAAGUUUGUGUCGAUAA